Messenger RNA from Trypanosoma theileri, 858 nucleotides. RefSeq lists its product as uncharacterized. The record is from RefSeq and is a predicted model, not a curated record. NCBI's taxonomy places the organism in Eukaryota, Euglenozoa, Kinetoplastea, Trypanosomatida, Trypanosomatidae. The coding region runs from base 1 to 858 and encodes 285 amino acids. The transcript has a single exon.
AUGAUGAUGAUGCGCCGUGUGAUGUGUGUGUUGGCCGUUGUGCUGUGCUGCCCCUGCGGGUAUACCAUGACGGCUGCUGCUGCUACUACUACCGCUGGACAACCGAAGGCGGUGAUGGCCAACUCUGUUUAUAGUAUUAGUGAUACGGCCCAGAUUCUCUUUGUUAACUUCGACCAUGAUAAGGCUUCUUACCGCAAGGACUGUGCGAAUAAUUCUGCUGCCCUUAUUAAUGGAAAAAAGUGUUCGGAGGUGUUAAAAUCUCUUGAAGCUAAACCUUCACCACCUCCAGGGAAUAACGUUCAACCAGGCUCCCAUAACAAUCCAGGACAACAGACAAGGGAAGAUGGAGGAGAUACAACGAUUGAAGGACAAGGGGACAGAAAUUUAGGGACGCAAGAGGGUGCAUCAAAAGAUGCUAGCAGUCCCCCUGAGUCUGCAAGAAAUAACCGAGAAACAGUUACUGAUGCGACAACAGCACAAAGUCAAAAUCAGGAGUCUAGUACAGCAUCACAGGUUAAUCAAGGAACACCGAGCAACACAUCUGAUAAUAACACUACACCUGGCAACUCUAAUUCUAACCAGCAACCAUCUUCUGCAGGGGCAAGUGCGACUGCCGCAUCAGAAUCACAAGAAAACAAUUCCACUACUCCGUCAAGCCACGAGAACACUACCACAGAAGCACCAACCACCACUCCAUCUCCUGCUCCUGUUCCUGUAACUGACUCACAGAUCAGCAAUAUCGCCUCCACUGUACAUAAGAACAAGGCUAAUGUUGACAGCAGUGUCAGUCCUGUGUGGAUGCGCACUGCAGCACCACUUCUGAUUGUGGCUGUGUUGUUCUCCGUUACUGUGUACUGA